AUGAGUGGUCCCCGUCCUUCAUCUCCCUCCCCCACGGCCUCAGUAGGUCGAGCCGUCGACUCUUCAAAGUCACCACUGCAAGAGCAGCAGCAAACAAGAGCACCCGCCCAAGAAAAGGAGGACGGCAUCACAGCAAUAUCACCCAGCAAUGACACUACUACCUCCCGGCCGGGCCCCGUACCCGGCCCGAACCCGGACCCGGACCCGGACCUACACCCUUCAGACAUCAACGCCUCCCAAGACCCCGAAGCCAGCCUCACCCGCCUCUCCUCCGGACCCGCCUACACUGUCUUUCCCCCCUCCACCCGCAAAUGGAUCGUAACCAUGAUCACCUUUGCCGGCUUCAUCAGUCCCAUGACCGCCAACAUCUACUUUCCCGUUCUCGACGCUGUCGCUCACGACCUCAACGUCUCCAUCAGUAAAGCCAACCUGACUUUGACAACCUACAUGAUCAUGCAGGCCUUUUCCCCGACGCUCUACGGCGACUUUGGCGACGCGGCUGGUCGUAGACCGGCGUUCAUUAUUUCUUUUAUCGUUUACAUUUGCGCCAACUUGGGACUAGCGCUGCAAAAGAAUUACGCGGCGCUGUUGGUGUUGAGGAUGUUGCAGAGUUUUGGAAGUUCCGGGAGCUUGGCGCUCUGUUACGCAGUAGUGGCUGACGUCGCUGUUUCCGCCGAGAGGGGAAAAUACAUGGGUUUUGUUUCGGCGGGGAUCAACAUCGGUCCUUCUCUUUCGCCCGUCAUCGGUGGCGUGAUCGGGCAGUACCUGGGAUGGCAUGCCAUCUUUUGGUUUUGUCUGAUCUACACGGGGGUCUGGUUGGUGCCGUAUGUUCUGUUGGUGCCGGAGACGUGCAGAAACGUGGUGGGCAAUGGGUCGACGAAGCCGCAGGCGUGGUGGAAUAUGACGGUGGUGGAUUAUGUGAAGGGAAGGAGGAGGAGAAGACAUCCCGGCUCCAAAGAGGAGGAGGAGGAGGCGAAACGGCAGGCCGAGAGGACGAGACCGAAGCUGAGGUUUCCGAAUCCGUUCAAUACCUUGAAGGUGGUUUUCAACCCGGACUUGGGUUUGCUGAUUUCGUACGGAACAAUGGUUUACCUGGUUUUUAUCCUCAUCUGCGCUACGCUAGGCACCCAGUUCGCCGAUAGGUACGGGUAUAACCAGCUGGAGACCGGUCUUUGCUAUUUACCGUAUGGCAUCGGCUGCACCGUGGCCGCGGUCGUGCAAGGCAGGAUCCUGGACUGGAACUACCGCCGUUUGGCCAAGAAGAUGGGUAUGACGAUCGACUACAAGCGCGGCGACGACUUGUCCAAGUUUCCCAUCGAGAGGGCCAGGCUGCAGCCUGUCAUUCCCAUCUUGGGAGUCGGUGUGGUAGCGACGAUCGGGUACGCCUGGGCGCUGGAGACUACGACGCAUGUAGCCGGCCCGUUGGUGUUGUUGUUCGUUGUCGGAUUGUGUGUCACGGGCAGCUUCAGUCUAGUGAAUACCCUGGUGGUGGACCUGUAUCCGGAGGCGCCGGCGACGGCGGUGGCGGCAACGAACUUGGUCAGGUGCUUGUGCGGCGCAGGGGCGACGGCGUUUAUCGAGGCCAUGUUGCAGAAGAUGGGCGUGGGCUGGACGUUUACGUUUUGGCCGCUGGUGCUGGUGGUGUUUAGUCCGAUUAUCUAUCUGUUGAUGGCGAGGGGACCGGGGUGGAGGGCGCAGAGGAAGGCGAGGUUUCAGAGGGAGAGGGAGAGGAGAGAGCAAAAGGAGAGAUCGGCUAACGAGGAGAGUUUGGAAAGUUCGGAUAACUCUUCAGCGAGUGUUGAGAAGACGGAGGAGGGUGAUGGUGAGAAGAGGAUGGUGGAUGGGAUAUUCGUGACCGAAGCGAAGAAAGGGCAAGGCUUGAGCAGCUAGGUUCCCCUUUGUGGUGUUUUCGGUGUUGUGAUAUUUUGCCUUUAUUCAUGUUGAGUGUUUCCUUGUUGACCUUAUCGCUCACGAUGAUGAUACCACGUAACAAAGAUAACUUAUGGUCUUGGUGGAUAGAAAGGGAUUAU
Neurospora tetrasperma FGSC 2508 is the source of this 2030-nucleotide messenger RNA. RefSeq lists its product as uncharacterized. The coding region runs from base 1 to 1890 and encodes 629 amino acids. NCBI's taxonomy places the organism in Eukaryota, Fungi, Ascomycota, Sordariomycetes, Sordariales, Sordariaceae. The transcript has a single exon. The record is from RefSeq and is a predicted model, not a curated record. Gene Ontology annotation, biological process: transmembrane transport. Gene Ontology annotation, molecular function: transmembrane transporter activity.